Molecule: messenger RNA, 564 nt
Organism: Periconia digitata
Lineage: Eukaryota; Fungi; Ascomycota; Dothideomycetes; Pleosporales; Periconiaceae
Source: the annotation of a GenBank genome assembly
GGCGUAUCUCCGUCACUAUUCAUUUGGAAUAGUGCCUUGCGCUGGGUACAAGCAUGGCGCAGCUUCUAUUACUACGUGGUGUGCACCGGUUUGUCAUGCGGUGGCUCUGUAUGCCAGUGUGACCACGUCUGCGCGCAAAUACUUCAUUUACCCUUCACCGGAUCACAGUCCACUUUCAUGCCUCAUUCUCUUCAUUCUCGAGUCUUUCUUCAAGCACCUCUCAUUUUCCAAGCAUUCUCGGAGUCACCAUGGUCUUCACAUUUAAGAAAACGUCGAAGCAGACGGAACUACCUCCCCCACCUCGGUACACAGCUCAUGCUUCGCGACCUAUCAUCCCCGAGCCUCACUUGCUCGCACCCCCGCCGAAUCAACUUCAAAUCAUUGAGAAUCGCUACGUCGAUGAUGAGAAACUUUCACAGAUCUGCAUCAAACUGUUCGGACUUGGGAAUUACGACAUCAGGUACAAAUCGAAGAAGUUUUAUCUUUCCGUACCCGUAUUUCUCGAUCAGGAGACUAUCGAUCAGUGCGACCGCUACUAUCAGGAACUUCCUCCCUCCGCCUAGA